Molecule: messenger RNA, 1182 nt
Organism: Phragmites australis (common reed)
Lineage: Eukaryota; Viridiplantae; Streptophyta; Magnoliopsida; Poales; Poaceae
Product: RNA-binding KH domain-containing protein RCF3-like
Exons: 8
Coding region: 1-1182 (393 amino acids)
Biological process (GO): regulation of gene expression
Cellular component (GO): cytoplasm; nucleus
Molecular function (GO): mRNA binding
Source: RefSeq, a predicted model, not a curated record
AUGGUCUCACCAAGAAGGGCGGUGGUACAUGCAGAUGUUGGUGUCGAUGUUAAGCUUACUGAUAUUAUUGUUGGUUCUGACGAAAGGGUAGUAAUUGUCACAUCGAGAGAGGGCCCAGACCAUGAGCUUUUCCCAGCUCAGGGAGCACUGCUGCACAUCCAAACUCAUAUUGUAGACCUUGGCCCUGACAAGGAUAACAUUAUCACAACAAGACUACUUGUACCUUCAAGUGAAAUUGCUUGCUUUGAGGGAAGAGAUGGAUCACUAUCUGAUAUACAGAGACAGACUAGUGCAAACGUACAGAUAUUACCAAGAGAGGAUCUUCCAUCUUGCUCUCUAGAGUCUGAUGAACUCAUACAGAUUGUCGGAGGGAUUAGAACCGCUCGGAAUGCUCUUAUGCAAGUAACUACAAAUUUAAGGAGUUACCUAUACCGUGAGAUGUCUGGUCCUAUUCAAGCUAGCAACAGUAAUGUACAUGGAUCCAUUUCUCCAGCAAUGGGCUCGCCUAGAGGACCAUACCAGGGAAAUGAUUUUCCAAUGGCGUCUUACCAACAAGCACCACAACUGACAACUUCAUGGCAUUCGAAGGAUAAUGGAGGCAGUGCAAGUGGAUCAUUUGAGCUAGGUAGCAACAUUAGUGAUGAUAUCAGGCAAAGUACUGCAAAACGAUUGGCCGUUCCUCUAGUGACUAGAAGCACAUUAGAAGUUGUCAUACCAAAGAGUGCUGUUGCAAGCCUCACCAUGAGGGCUGGUAGCAAGCUUGCCCAAAUAAUUGAGAUGUCUGGUGCCACUGUGACGCUUGCUGAAGAUAGACCUGAUGUCAUUGAGAAAGUUGUUCGAAUAUCUGAUACCCCCGAGCAGGCUGACAAAGCUCAGAGUUUACUGCAGGGAUUUAUUCUCAGCAUGACGACAAGCCGGAUGAAGAAGCCGGUUCUCCAAAUCGACCGCGUGACUAGCCUGUGGAAAGAGGCCGACGUCCCCAUCUUCAGCACUGGCCACUGCUUCGCGGGGCUGCGCGACUCUGGGAAACAAGGGCUCCUCUCAACUGCAAGUGCUUCGUUUGGUUGGCACUCUUCCGACGCUGAUGGACAUCCGAAAGGUUACACCGGCGACAUGGCCUACGCGACGAUGCUACGUGUGCUCCCUGUGCACAAGAGGAUGAAAGCAUUGACCACCUCCUGA